Messenger RNA from Symbiodinium sp. CCMP2592, 396 nucleotides. The record is from the annotation of a GenBank genome assembly. NCBI's taxonomy places the organism in Eukaryota, Dinophyceae, Suessiales, Symbiodiniaceae.
AUGUCUGCACCCAUGCACUUCUCACGCACACCAGCCGAAGAGAUUGCAGGUCGGCUUCUUGGACUCACCAAACAGUGCUGCGUCCAGGACGAUCGGGGCAUCGGCGACCACUGUAUUCAGGUUCUUCAAGUCCGCCACAGCCUCCUUCACUUCCUCCUCCUUGGGCAGCUCUUACUUGGCGUCCACCUGAAUCUCCUGCUUCGCCUCUUCCACGGCGGCUGCCACAGCCUGCACUGCAGCUUCCAUCUUGGGCUCGUCCUUGGGUUGCGAGGCCUCGGCUGGGACUGCCUCCUGGGACAGCCCUCCCAGGAAGAAUUGACGGGCGCUUCGGUGGAGGCUUUGUGCCUUCUCCACCAGUGCCGACACCUUGCUGUUCUGGCAAUCCAUGACGAGUAA